UAUACGACAUGUAUAACAGCCUUGUACCAUUUAGUAUAACGCAGAGACGGUACGAGUAAGAUGAAAGUGUUAUUUUAUCAAUUUAUAUCAGUAUAUUGUCUGAUCAAGAAUCUACUGGGAAUACCUCCAGGUUUAGUUAAGAAAAGUUCAUUUCCAGUUGGUUUACUAAUACAAUUAUGUCUAUUUACAUUGACAAUUGCAACCAUGUUAUCUUCGAUUCUCUUAUAUAUUACAUUACAAACCUUUUUGUUUUGCAUGGAUUUGUGGCUAAUGUGGAAAUAUGGUAAGAAUUAUGGUGGCAGAUUAAAAGGACAGGAUGCACAAUUAGAAUCGACUGAGGAGAAGGUAUCGAUUUCGGUUAUGGUGAUAUUGAAUCAUAAUGAAGAUAAUAAUGUCCUAUAUAAACGAUUAGAAGAAAUGGCUAAAAACGUACAUAACAGUUUUUACAAAUUAUCAUGUGCCGUCGAAAAAUGUUUGGGGUACCCGUAUUACAUAAAGAACCAAGUAACUGAUAAUGAUUGCUUAGUUUAUGCUAAAGUCAAUGAUAAAGAAUAUUUAACCCGCGAUGAAUUACUAGAAUAUAUUCAAAAGAAUUGUAUGAUCAAUGUUAUCAAUCAAAAAAGGUUGUGGUUUGGUAGGAUAUUUACGCAACCCGUUAAAUGGAAUAAAAAAAGUGAAACAAUGAAACAAACAGCAAUAAUGUUAGUCUUCAGACAUUGUUUGGCUGACGGAGUUUCGCUCAUAGGGUUAUUAAAAAAUUUUAUGAUUCGCGAAGAAAAUCCCGAAGUUAUGAAGCUUAAUCCGAAAUAUACUACAAAACCGAAUUUUUCAUUUGACAAUGCUUAUAUUUAUCGAAAUCCGUUAACUUGCGGACGAGAUGAACCCAAAUUUGAUAUACCAAACAGCGAACGUAAUAUUGUAUUUUAUAUUGAAGACGAAAUAAAAUAUGUGCCGUUGGUAAAAAAGAUCAAAAACAAACUAGGGGUAGGAUUUACAGAAAUAUUAAUUGCGGGGUUAACUGCUAGUUUAGCGGACGUAUUAGCGAGGAGGGGAAAAACUAUGGAUAAGUGCCAAACAGCAGUUUUAUUCAGACCGAUUAAUGAAGAUUUAGUUAGUAUUGUUAACGGAACAUAUAAUUACAGUAAACUUACGAAUGAUUCAGCAAUAGUUAUGAUUAAUACUCCAGUUACUAUGGAAAAGGGAACCACUAUGUUAGAUCGAGUUAAAUCUAUUGGAAUUGAGCUCGAUAAAGCUAAAUAUUCUGUUGACAGCUUGGUGUAUUAUGCAAUUGGAAACUUAGGACAUUUAUUACCUGCUCCUAUAUUAAAACAUGCCAUGAUCUUUGUUACGAAUAUAUCAGCUGGUGCAACUAAUGUUGGUGGAUUAAAAGCUGGAACAAUAGCUGGAUGUGAAGUAGAAGCUGCAAUGUCAUACAUAGCAUUUUAUUAUAAGACAUGUUUUAGAUUAUCUAUAUUUUCGAAAGGUGAUCGCUUUCAAUUAGCACUCACAAUGAGAGAAAAUGUAGUGUACAACCGAAAAGAUGCUCAAGAAGUUAUUGAUAAUAUUUUUACGUUUGUUGAUAAUUUAAGUGAGGAGUUACAAAUCCAAUAAUACAUUUUGCAUAAUUACUAAUUAAUAAGAUGUAUAAGUAUAUAAGAAUAAAUAUUCGGUAAAUAUAAUAAUACACAAAGUA
Onthophagus taurus is the source of this 1693-nucleotide messenger RNA. RefSeq lists its product as uncharacterized. The record is from RefSeq and is a predicted model, not a curated record. Lineage: Eukaryota; Metazoa; Arthropoda; Insecta; Coleoptera; Scarabaeidae.